CUGAGCAUCCUGUGUGGGAGAGGUUGCAGCAGUUUGGGGCUGAACUUCCUCCAGCUCCUCCGUUAUUUCUGAAGCUUGUGAAGGACUUUCAGUCCUCCAGUCUGCUGCAGAAUACAGACCUGAUAACCGAAAAACCCGAGACAGCUCCUUUUACUUUGUCGAUAAUAAAAUAGGACGGUUUUUACAAAUAGGACUAAUUCUAAUGCAACAAUAUUUAGACUAUUCGAAGUGAAAGGGCUUGUUGAAGCUGAGAGAGGAUUUGGGGAUAUUGCUGUUCAAUUAAAGGUCUGAGCAUAUGUGUUUGUGCUCUGUGAGUUUCUCCGUGAUGUUCUCCUACUUUUCUCUCUUGCUGCUGCUGAGUGUGUACAGCUUGGCCUCCCUCUCCCUGGCACUGCCUUUUGAGCAGAGGGGCUUCUGGGACUUUGACAGUGAUGAGGGCGGUCUGACGGUAAUGAUGAGGGACGAAGAGGAAGGCUCAGCUCUGCUACCCACAGAGCUUCCAUCUAUUGAGGUUUCUGUGUGUCCAUUUGGAUGCCAGUGUCAUCUAAAAGUAGUACAGUGCUCUGACCUGGGUUUGACCUCAGUCCCUCAAAACAUCCCCCUUGACACUAAACUGCUUGACCUGCAGAACAACCGCAUUACAGAGCUGAAGGAGAAUGACUUCAAAGGCCUCCGUGACCUCUAUGCUUUGUCACUGGUCAACAAUCAGAUCUCUGUAGUUCAUCCGAGGGCCUUCACACCUCUAAAGCGCCUACAAAAGCUUUAUUUUUCCAAGAACCUGCUGACAGCAGUGCCCAAAAACCUGCCACCCUCACUGGUUGAGCUGCGCAUCCACGACAACCGCAUUAAGAAGGUGCCUGCAGGUGCCUUCUCUGGCCUCGGCACCAUGAACUGCAUAGAGAUGGGUGGGAACCCCAUUCAGAAUGGUGGCUUUGAGCCUGGAGCUUUCAAAGGUCUCAGGCUCAAUUUCCUGCGUAUCUCGGAAGCCAAGCUGACUGGUGUGCCUAAAGAUCUCCCUGACAGCCUCCAUGAGCUCCACUUGGACCAUAACCAGAUCCAAGCAAUUGAGCUGGAGGACAUGAAGCGCUACAAGCAACUGUAUAGACUGGGCCUGGGUUAUAAUAACAUUCGCAAUAUUGAGAGCGGCAGCCUGUCGUAUUUGUCAAACCUGAGAGAACUGCAUUUAGAAAACAACCGGCUGACCCGUGUCCCCAAGGGCUUGGCUGACAUGAAGUAUCUGCAGGUGGUGUACCUCCAUUCCAACAACAUAACCCGAGUAAACGUGGAUGACUUCUGCCCUCAAAGCUAUCACAUGAAGAAGAGCUUCUACAAUGGAAUUAGUCUUUUUGGAAAUCCUGUCCAGUACUGGGAAGUUCAGCCCGCAACUUUCCGCUGUGUUAGUGACCGCCUGGCUAUUCAUUUUGGAAACUACAAGAAAUAGAUGCACACAGAGGCAGAGAGAAGAAAGAAGGAGUGAUGGAUAUUGAACAAUAUCGAAAUAAACCUGAAAAGAGGAAAGAAAAUCAGAUGAGUAGGGAGGGGAAUAAAAUGUACCUGUACAGUGAGUUUAAAUUAGAGGGGAUUAAAAGCAGUUUAAUAAGGAAUGGAGGCUUGUCAUGCUUCAAAUGUACAGCCUGAAAGCACAGCCUGGCUCCAUGCCGGGGUAUAUUCACUCAACUAUUCACUGAGCUGACAUACAAAACAUACCUUUCAGUUUUUAUAAUAACUGUUAUUGUUCAUCAGUAUUUUUAGUAGUAAUUCAUAUGUAUUAUUAUUAUUAUUAUUAUUAUUAUUAUUAUUAUUUGAACAGAGAAAUUAAAUAUAGAUUUUAAUGAUAAGGUGCUCUUUAUGUGUAGAUCUGCCUAUUUGUGUGUCUUUACUGAGUCUUGCUUCUUGUGCUUUUGGCGUCUCUUCCUGGGGGGGUGUAAUAAAUGUGUACUGUAUAAGAUAGGAUCUUGUCCUAUACUUUAAAAUGCAGUUUGUCAGACCCCCCCAGGCCUCAUAUGUCCAUUCAGUGUCUUUACUGAGCCUGGAGCUGUUUUGCACAUUGCCUCUUUGCAUUACAGACAAAUGUUCUGGAUGGGUUGAGCCUGUCCAUGCUUGAAGUCUGCUCAUCUGCUGCAUCUUGAGAAUACAAUAAAAUUCUUU
Molecule: messenger RNA, 2148 nt
Organism: Neoarius graeffei (lesser salmon catfish)
Lineage: Eukaryota; Metazoa; Chordata; Actinopteri; Siluriformes; Ariidae
Gene: bgnb
Product: biglycan b
Exons: 8
Coding region: 296-1441 (381 amino acids)
Molecular function (GO): protein binding
Source: RefSeq, a predicted model, not a curated record